GGCAGAACAGGAAGUGAGGAUCAGAGCGCUCUCUCACUUCUGAAAAGGACAGCAGGAUGGUAGGAGCUUUCCCUUGACUGACUGGCAAAGGGGCGGCUUCUUAAAACAAGCCAAACAGAUAUCCAUUUUCUAGGGAGACCCUGGCACGUGCUCACUGAUUCUGCCAAUUUUUUAUGGACGGAAAUACCUAGGAGGGAAGAACUGGGAUUUAUUUAAUGGGGAUGUGUUCAAGGCAAGAGCGAAUUCAGAAGGAUAUCGACGUCGUGAUCCAGAAGUCCAGAGCCGAGAAGGACUGCCUGUUUGCAGAUUUCAGAUACUCAGACUCCACCUUUACUUUCACCUACGUUGGCGGCCCCAAAAGUGUAUCCUAUUCAGUACAUGUGUCUGAAGAUUACCCAGAUAAUACGUACGUAUCAAGUUCAGAAAAUGAUGAAGAUGUAUUAGUCACCACAGAGCCAAUUCCAAUAAUUUUUCAUCGAAUAGCAACAGAAUUAAGGAAGACAAAUGACACUAACUGUUGCUUAUCCAUAAAAUCCAAAUUACAGAAGGAGAAUGGAGAGGAGUCAAGACAAAAUAGUACAGUGGAAGAAGAUUCUGAAGGUGAUAAUGAUUCUGAAGAAUUUUAUUAUGGAGGACAGGUGAACUAUGACGGGGAACUGCACAAGCACCCCCAGCUUGAGGCUGAUUUGUCGGCAGUGAGAGAGAUAUACGGGCCGCACGCAGUUUCUCUCAGGGAAUACGGAGCCAUUGAUGAUGUAGAUAUUGAUCUGCAUAUUGAUGUUAGCUUUCUGGAUGAGGAGAUUGCUGUGGCUUGGGAAGUGAUUCGAACAGAACCUAUAAUUGUCCGACUACACUGUUCACUUACACAGUAUUUAAAUGGCCCAGUGCCCACUGUUGAUGUCUUUCAGAUUUCUACAAAAGAGCGAUUUGGACUGGGACAUCAGCUGAAAAAGAUCAUGCAGACAUUCGUUACACAGCAGUGGAAACAGAGCAAAGAAAAAUCGAACUGCCUGCACAAUAAGAAGCUGUCAGAGAAGAAGGUGAAAUCUCCCCUGCAUUUAUUUUCUACCUUGCGCAGGUCGCCAAGUUACCCUCCCCCCGGUUGUGGUAAAAGCAAAUCCAAGCUGAAAUCGGAGCAAGAUGGGAUCUCCAAAACGCACAAGCUGCUGCGGAGGACUUGUUCCAGCGCCGUCAAGACCGACGACGUGUGCGCCACCAAGUCUCACAGGACCUUUGGUCGCUCCCUGUCCAGCGACCCGAGGGCGGAGCAGACCGUGCCGGCAAUUAAGUCGCACAAACUCUUGAACCGGCCCUGCCCCGCCGCCGUCAAGCAAGAGGACUGCCUCACUCUCAAGUCGCAUAAACUGUUGACUCGGUCUUGUUCCGGAGACCCGCGGUGUGAGCACAACGCCGGCUUGAAGCCCCACAAACUGUUAAGCAGAUCUUACUCCAGUAAUCUCAGAAUGGAAGAGCUGUACGGACUGAAAAGCCACAAGCUGCUCAGCAAGUCCUACUCGAGCGCUCCCAAGUCGUCCAAGACGGAGCUUUUCAAGGAACCUAACGCAGAGGGCAGGAGGCUCUCUCUCACCUCAGGGCUUAUCGGUAUCUUAACCCCGUCUUCAUCGUCAUCUUCCCAGCCUGCUCCAAAUGGUGCCAAAUGCAUUCCAAUACGAGACCGCGGCUUCCUAGUGCAGACAAUUGAGUUUGCUGAACAGCGGAUCCCUGUAUUGAAUGAAUACUGUGUGGUUUGUGAUGAGCCACAUGUGUUUCAAAAUGGCCCUAUGCUUAGGCCCACUGUGUGUGAGCGAGAGCUGUGUGUGUUUGCUUUUCAAACCCUGGGAGUAAUGAAUGAAGCUGCUGAUGAAAUAGCUACCGGAGCUCAGGUGGUAGAUCUGCUGGUAUCCAUGUGUAGGUCUGCAUUGGAAUCUCCUAGAAAAGUUGUCAUUUUCGAGCCAUAUCCUUCUGUGGUGGAUCCUAACGAUCCUCAGAUGCUGGCCUUCAACCCCAGAAAGAAGAACUAUGAUCGAGUAAUGAAAGCACUGGAUAGCAUAACUUCCAUUAGAGAAAUGACACAAGCACCAUAUCUGGAAAUCAAGAAGCAGAUGGAUAAACAAGACCCCCUUGCUCAUCCCCUACUGCAAUGGGUUAUUUCAAGUAAUAGGUCACAUAUUGUGAAACUGCCAGUUAACAGGCAACUGAAGUUUAUGCAUACUCCACAUCAGUUCCUUCUUCUCAGCAGUCCACCAGCCAAAGAAUCUAAUUUUAGAGCUGCUAAAAAACUCUUUGGAAGCACCUUUGCUUUUCAUGGCUCACACAUUGAAAACUGGCACUCUAUCCUGAGGAAUGGUCUGGUUGUUGCUUCUAAUACUAGACUGCAGCUCCACGGUGCAAUGUAUGGGAGUGGAAUCUAUCUUAGCCCAAUGUCAAGCAUAUCUUUUGGUUACUCAGGGAUGAACAAGAAGCAGAAGGUGACAACCAAAGACGAGCCGGCGUCCAGCAGUAAAAGCAGCAGUGCAUCACAGUCACAGAAAAAAGGGCAGCAGUCCCAAUUCCUGCAAAGCCGUAACUUAAAAUGCAUAGCCUUAUGUGAAGUCAUCACCUCACCUGACCUGCACAAACAUGGAGAGAUAUGGGUCGUCCCAAAUACUGAUCAUGUCUGCACACGAUUCUUUUUUGUCUAUGAAGAUGGCCAAGUUGGAGAUGCGAAUAUUAACACACAAGAAGGAGGCAUUCACAAAGAGAUCCUUCGAGUAAUUGGUAAUCAAACUGCUACUGGUUAAAGGACCACCAUUUAAUUAACAUGAUUUGAAAGCCUUCCUCGGGUUCAAAGCUGGAUUUUGAACUGAAGAAGAUGAUAAAAUAAUUUAUUGUUAUUAUAAACAAAAGUAACCCUUUGAAUACUGAUUUUUUUCUUAGUAUUUCUAAGUAUCUCAUUAAAUACCUAAAAUGGUAUAAAAUUUAUCAAUUGUAGGGUUAUGGAAUCUAGUAAUAAAAUUGCAACAGCACUUAAACUGAAGUUUGGGUUGCUCACACAAUAAACAGAUUGAAAAAAACAGUUCUGUGCUGAUAUUUUUAUAUUAAACUCUUCAAUUGGAAAUUUGUUAUUAUAUACCAACAUUUUAGGUUACCAAAAUAGAACUGAGAACAUUUUAUAAAGACAUCUAAAUCUAUACAGUACUUUGCAAUAAGUUUGUUUGCACAUUCUCAUGUGCUAUUUACUUAGUGGUAUGAACACUCAGAUGUUUUGGGGAGGGAUGUUUCCUAUUCUCUUGUUAUUUUUUUCUCGUACAAAGACAAUUAGGUCUUAGAUGCAGAGCUUUGCCCAAGAGUAUGUAAUGUACAUAUUUAUAGACCGAUGCAUCCAAAUGUGUGAUCGAGCAGAGACGGCACGGCUCCCCGAUUCUAUGCUCAUUUAAUAGGAAGAAAAUAAUAUUCAGUAAGCAGUAAAUCAGGACAUAAACCAAGAUAUGAGUCAAAUUUACCACCAUUCAUUCACUGAAGAUGUUUAGAAACAAUUUUUUUAUUUGUUUAAAUAAUUUCCACUUCAGUUAAAAUUCAACUCUUUUAUAAUGUUAUCUAAUAGUUAUAAUUUGGGGAACACAGAUGCCCCAGGUGGAUUAACUCUAUAUUCAAAUGAUUAUAUACAUAAAAGAAAGGCCUCAGAAUUUAAACAAACAGUAUAUAUUUUUUAUUUCCUAUGGUGGAACAUUUUUAAAAUUUAUUCAGCACUUUUUAUAUUUUUUCAUCUAAUACCUCUGCUUAUUUUUUUUUCUUAUUGAGAAAGAAGACAAACUUUGAGGUUUCUUUUAUAUUAAAAGAACACAAAUAAGUUUAUAGAGAAUAACACCAGCUCUUAGCAUUGUUCCUUUCAAGAGUCACGUGCUCAUCAAAAUCAUUUCUCUUUCUUUGGGUCCUAGAGUUACUCAUUGUAAGUUUUAGACAGUGUUUAUUUUCCUCCAUGGUGUCUUUGGAAUAAGGCCAUUCAUGAGAGCAGUUUAAUUAGCAAGUCUGCCACUCUAGUCAGACCCUGAAUCAAGGCUCAUAUCUGAUUCUAAUUUAUUUGGAAAGAAAAAAUAAAUAAAAAU
Messenger RNA from Enhydra lutris kenyoni (northern sea otter), 4085 nucleotides. RefSeq names its product poly(ADP-ribose) polymerase family member 8. Gene Ontology annotation, cellular component: nuclear envelope; intracellular anatomical structure; endoplasmic reticulum tubular network. Bases 216 to 2780 code for a protein of 854 amino acids. Gene Ontology annotation, molecular function: NAD+ poly-ADP-ribosyltransferase activity; protein serine/threonine kinase activator activity; kinase binding. NCBI's taxonomy places the organism in Eukaryota, Metazoa, Chordata, Mammalia, Carnivora, Mustelidae. The record is from RefSeq and is a predicted model, not a curated record. The transcript has 27 exons. Gene Ontology annotation, biological process: endoplasmic reticulum unfolded protein response.